Anoplopoma fimbria (sablefish) is the source of this 2568-nucleotide messenger RNA. RefSeq names its product zinc finger and BTB domain containing 22b (gene zbtb22b). The transcript has 5 exons. Gene Ontology annotation, molecular function: RNA polymerase II cis-regulatory region sequence-specific DNA binding; DNA-binding transcription factor activity, RNA polymerase II-specific; protein binding. Bases 114 to 2444 code for a protein of 776 amino acids. The record is from RefSeq and is a predicted model, not a curated record. Gene Ontology annotation, biological process: regulation of transcription by RNA polymerase II. NCBI's taxonomy places the organism in Eukaryota, Metazoa, Chordata, Actinopteri, Perciformes, Anoplopomatidae.
CAUUUCCCAAAGAUGGUCCCCAAACUUCAGGGCCUGGAUAAACUGGCAGCACACCCCGCCGUCAGCUCGGACAGAGACUGGACGUUAGGAGGCUGCGGUAUCAACUAAAAACGAUGCAGUCCCUGUCCAUGGAAGUGGGGAGCAGCAGCAGCGGCUCAGCUCCCAGCGACACAUCUGGCCCGGUGGUGCAGGUGUGCUUCCCCGGCGCUCAGGCCUCGGUGCUGGACAGCCUGAACCGGCAGAGAGAAGACGGCCGGCUCUGUGACCUCUCCAUCCACGUCCAGGGACACGUGUUCAAAGCCCACCGCUGCGUCCUGGCCGCCUCCUCACCCUACUUCCAUGACCAGGUGCUGCUGAAGAACAUGUCGACAGUCUCCAUCCCGGCAGUGAUGGACCCGCUGGCGUUUGAGAGCGUGCUGAGCUGUGCCUACACCGGUCAGCUCCGGAUGCUGCGCGAGGACAUCGUCAACUACCUCACGGUGGGCAGCGUCCUGCAGAUGUGGCACAUCGUGGACAAAUGCACCGAGCUGCUGAAGGAGGGCCGAGCUGCAGCGGGGGGAGGGAGCAGCGGAGGAGGAGGAGGCGGCGGCUUGCAGGAUGGAGCGCCUGUCGGAGAAGGUAGAGGGUCGGCCAACCUCGGAUGCAGCAGCAGCAGCAUUGGUGACGGGGUGGCCGGCGGUGGUAAUGGGGCUGGCAGUGAUGGCGGUGGCGGUCAAGCCCGGGUCGAAGGGUCCAACGAGCCCCAGCGUGCCUCCCAACCUCCCAGCCGCCCGUCGGUGAGUGAGAGCCAGUCUCCCAGCAGCACCAACUACUUCAGCCCCAGGGACGGGAGCAGCUUCGGAGGAAGUGGUGCUGCUGCAGCUGGGGCGUCAGUGGACGGAGGCGGGGCCAGCAACACCCCCAGCUACUGCACCCCGUCAGGAGGAGAGGAAGCCUUCCUUAUUGAGGAGGAGGAGGAGGAGGAGGAAGAGGAGGAGGUGUUAUACCACCAGAGGAAAAGAGGAAGAGGAGGAGGCAGCGGGAGGAGGAAGAAAAUGAGCUCAGUGUCAGAGCAGGAGGUUGGGGUCAGCGACAGCUUUGGCGUGUCCUCCUAUCAGGACGGGGAGGACUCGGUGUUGCCGCUGCAGAGGCGUCCUACCUACAGCCAGCCCAGCAUCAUGCCCCGUAAACAGUGGGUGGUGGUGAAAACCGAACGCAUGGAGGACGACGACCUCAUCGUGGUGUCCGGGGAGGAGGGAGGAGAGGACGAGGAGGACGAGGAUGAGAGGGAGAUGGAGCUGGCCAGAGAGAGGGAGAGAAGCGACUUCAACAUCUCCAACGUUCGGAGCCUCUCAGCUGAUCUGGGAGGCAGAACGGAGAGCGACAUGGACUCACAGGUGGACUACUGCCAGUCGUCAGAAGACUACCUCAAGUUUGAAGGCAGUUUAAUGGACCAGACUUUAGCUCACCUUCAUGACAGUGCAGCAGGUCAGAACCAGAGCGCUAACCGUGCCGUGUCAGCGCUUCUGGGCCAGGUUCAGUCUGCCGCCUCAGCCCGGGCCCAGCUCUUCCCCCUGGACAUGCAGGGGAACCAGAUCCUCCUCUACAGCCAGGCUUCCGGACUCUCCCUGGACGCCGCCGCCCCUCACCUGGGGAUGGCGGGUGGUAUGAUGGGAGGAGCCUCUUUCAAAGGUCCCGGUCUGGAGCACGGUGCGGUCCACCUGUCGGUGCAGGGCGGUUUGGGAGUCGACGGCAUGGACGGUGGGGGGGUUGGAGGCGGGGGCGGGAGCGGCAGCGGCGCCGGGGGUUCAGGGAAAGUGUUCAUGUGCCACUGUGGUAAGACCUUCACCCACAAGAGCAUGAGGGACCGCCACAUAAACAUGCACCUGGACCUGAGGCCCUUCCACUGCCCCGUCUGUGCCAAGAAGUUCAAGAUGAAGCAUCACCUCACGGAGCACAUGAAGACGCACACGGGCCUCAAGCCGUACGACUGCCUCGGCUGCGGCAAGAAGUUCAUGUGGCGCGACAGCUUCAUGCGGCACCGCUCACACUGCGAGAGGCGCAGCGGGCUGGGGGAGAGCGGCGAAGGCGGGGGCAGCGGCGGCGAGGGAGGGAGAAGAGGAGGAGGUGAGGAGGGGCCAGAUUUGAUUGCCUCCCCUCACCUCCUCCUGACUGGUGGUGAGGGAGGACAGGGCGGUAUUCUGGGAGGAGGAGGAGGGAGAGGAGGGGGAAUGUCUGCUUCUUCUCCACAUCUUUUGGGCGUCUCAGCCACAGGAAGUAGCAGCAGCAACAACAACGGUUUGAGUAACUCGAGCAACAAUAUGGCCGCCGCAGGGGUGCUUCUAGGGGUCGUCUCCCAGAGUCCCGGUCAAGGAUCAGGGAUGUUCGCUGGUCUGGGGUUGGGGCGAAGUGUGUGUGAUGAAGACGUGUGUGAAGUCAGUGCCAAUGACGGUAGCGUGACCUAAACCAGAAGUGAGAGUUCUGUCCAACGGGUCCCUCUGUCUGAGCAAACUGUCAUGCUUCUCGUUCCUGCUGCUGUUUUUACAACAUAGUUAACUUGGAACCUCUGAUCACUUUUAACCUCCAACA